Messenger RNA from Thunnus maccoyii (southern bluefin tuna), 980 nucleotides. It is a transcript of the gene mrps23, whose product is annotated as mitochondrial ribosomal protein S23. The transcript has 5 exons. Gene Ontology annotation, biological process: translation. The record is from RefSeq and is a predicted model, not a curated record. Gene Ontology annotation, molecular function: structural constituent of ribosome. Gene Ontology annotation, cellular component: ribosome; mitochondrion. NCBI's taxonomy places the organism in Eukaryota, Metazoa, Chordata, Actinopteri, Scombriformes, Scombridae. Bases 85 to 624 code for a protein of 179 amino acids.
CCAAUAAAUGCGAAGAAGAAGAAGUGUUUUCCAGCAGAAUCCAGCGUUGUCACAGUGCCAUAACUCGGUACUAACUAAAGUCUAAUGGCCGGCAGCAGACUCGAGAGGUUCGGAACUGUAUUCACGCGGAUUCGAGAUCUGAUGCGCUCUGGAGUCAUACAGCCUGCAGAGAAACCCAUCUGGUACGAUGUAUACAAGGCUUUUCCACCAAAAAGGGACCCACUUCAUGUGAAGCAACAUACCAGAGCCUGCACCCAGAAACAGGAGACUGUGCCUGAAAUAUUCUACAGAGAGGAUGAAGUUCGAGCGAAGUUCUAUGACCACUAUGGGACGGGUCCUCGGCCUCUUGAUCUAUUCAAAUCAAACUUUGUUUCUACAAGUCAGAGGUUUGCAGACAAGUAUGCAGAGUUAAAGAGCCAGAGCAGGUUGGAUGACUCUGCCCUGUUUGAGGAGACUGUGAAAGCUUUACUCACAGAGAAGAUAGUGCUGAGAAGGAGAGGAGCUCCAGUGGUGUCAGCAGAGUCCAGGGAUCCAGUGCUCAAGCUGAAGUUAACAGACAUGUUGACAGAGCAGCAGUCAGUCUGUGUUGACAGCAAGGGGACAACGGAACACACCACACCAUAGAACUCAUUAGCUUCUCUGCUGUUUCACCAGCUUUUAGAAGCUGUAGUUCUAUUUUUGCUCCUCCUAUGAAGUUGACGGUCAUCUGUGGAAAACUGCUUCAUUUCAACCACCAAGUCAUGACAUGCCUGUAAGGGGUCUCUUCAGGAUCUGCCCUGUGGACUGUUUGCAUGCCAGCUUCAGGUUACCUAAACUUAUGUCACUUAGAUGUAAAUGACCACAGUGCACUGCACCAACACCAUAAUGUUUUCAUUAAAUGAUCAAAAGUGCAACAAACCCUGAGUCCUCAUUAUAAUGGCGAAGUAUGUAACUGUGUGGAAAUGAAAUUUGAAAUUAAAGAGGAAUUUCACCACUGGAAA